Osmia bicornis bicornis is the source of this 1786-nucleotide messenger RNA. Its product is annotated as golgin subfamily A member 6-like protein 22. The record is from RefSeq and is a predicted model, not a curated record. Gene Ontology annotation, molecular function: zinc ion binding; nucleic acid binding. The transcript has a single exon. Bases 78 to 1784 code for a protein of 568 amino acids. Lineage: Eukaryota; Metazoa; Arthropoda; Insecta; Hymenoptera; Megachilidae.
AGUAAUCCAGGCUUACCUGCGCAAGGCGGCUCUGCGUAGGUGGACCCUAAAUUCCGACCACUCUCGUGGGACCAAAUAUGAGUAAUCAAAAAACAAACAAACAAAAAACACAAACUGGACUGGAAACCAAGGAUACGAAAAUAGGCAAGGAUAAGGAAACGAAUAGGAACAUGGAUCAAUAUAUAACCGAGGAGACAUACUGGAUCAGCACGGAAAACGAAUUAAGGAAAAAGCAAGUAGGUUCUAAUGAGAAACCGAAAUGGAACGAGAAAGGGCAAAGCGACCCAAGCCAAAUAUUCAGGCCAAUGCGAACGCUUUCUAGAAGCCCAGUGCGUAUAAGCCAGGAUAUAGCAAUGACAGAUGUAGAUCUAACGGGUGACGAAGAAGAAAAUGUCUUUAUAGAAGAAGAAAAUAGUAAUAAAGGCCAGCCCGAAAUAGAGAGAGAGAGCGAAGGAAUAGGAGGGUCGAGACAAAAAAGUAAGUUGGGAGGAGUGGAUACCACCCUUAUGGGAAUCGAGCAGAUCCUAAGAAUGCUUAAAGUACAGAACGACAUAGUUCUAAAUUACCUAGAAAGGGUUAAAAAUGCAAACCCGACCGCAUUAAAAUCAAGCAGGGAAAUGAGCAAAGAUUUAAACAAUGCAAGGGACCUUAUUAUGAUUGCCGCACAAGUUUAUAGAGAAGAAAAAGAUAAGCAGGCAGAAAGGGAAAGAGUAGAAGAUGACAAAACAAAAUGGAUCAUGGAAAACAUGAACAAUAUAAACAAACGUAUAGAAAAACUGGGAGAAAGAGAUGAAAAAAUAAAUAACAUUCAAAAGAGAAAAAAUAUAACACCACCGGAGCUGGAAUCAAGGACAAAAAAGACAAGGGUGCAAAAUAAAGAAGGCAGGGCGCUACCAACUAUUAAAAGGGUGGAGAUAAUCAGAAACGGCGAAGGGGCCUCUUCCGACUCGGAGUGGGAGACGAUAAAAACAAAAAGAAGGAAAGAGGAGAAUAAAGAUAGAAGAAAGUCGACGAAUACAGGGGAUGAGGAAAAAAAAUAUAAACAAAGAACAAUGACAUCAGUUAAAAAAAACGAAGCAAUCACAAUCAGUGUAAACAAAGAAAGAACUUACGCUGACGUGACUAAAGAGUUAAGACAAGGGAUGGGAGCAGAUGUUAAAGGAGUCAAAAGAAUUAGACAAACUAGGACAGGGGAUAUUCUAGUGGAAUUCGAAAACCAGACGGACAGUACCGAGUUCCAUGAAAAAGCGAAGGCGGUGAUGGGUGACAGAGCAGCAAUAAGGAGGCUCAAACCCAAAGCCACAAUUGAAAUACAGGACAUAGACCCGGCAGUCGACAAACUGGAAUUAUUAGAGAGCAUAGCUAGGGAAGGUAAAGUAAAGGUAGAAGAUCUCAUCUGUAAGAAUCUUAGAAGAGCCUACAUGGGAACCCAAGCGGCAAUUGUGGAGGGUCCAGGUGAGCUGAUGAGCAAUAUAAAAGAUAAUAAGGUGAAGAUUGGGUGGGUAUACUGUAGGGUCAGACAGUUACCCACAGUGAUGCGUUGUUUUAAGUGCCAUAACUUGGGCCACGUUGCAGCAAGGUGCGCGGUAGUGCCUGAAGGAACUACCAUAUGUAGGAGAUGCGGCGGAAACGGACAUACAAUGUCAGAAUGUAAGUCAGAAAAAGCGAGGUGCAUAAUUUGUGCAGCCAAAGGAGGAAAAGAGACAGAGCUCAACCAUAUAGCAGGCUCACUAAAAUGUGCCCUAUACAAAGAGGCAGUCGUGGGGAAAAGCAGAAAACAAUAAAA